This is a messenger RNA of Doryrhamphus excisus (bluestripe pipefish), 3127 nucleotides long. RefSeq names its product E3 ubiquitin-protein ligase DTX4-like. Gene Ontology annotation, molecular function: zinc ion binding. The record is from RefSeq and is a predicted model, not a curated record. Gene Ontology annotation, biological process: Notch signaling pathway; protein ubiquitination. NCBI's taxonomy places the organism in Eukaryota, Metazoa, Chordata, Actinopteri, Syngnathiformes, Syngnathidae.
CAUUGACCAACAUAAAGCUCUUAGCUUUUACCACACUUGGUAUCCAAACCAUCGAUAUUUGGAUCGACCCGCCCACCCCCUCAGUCAGUGGAACCUGUUCUCGGAUUCGAGUUGCGACACCGGUCAGGAGAGUCGUUGUACCGAGGAUGCGAUGCUGGGGAGCGACUACUUUUCCUCCAAAGCACGGCGUGCUACGCCCGAACAACGGGAGAGAAACAGCCGUUAGCCGCCGCCAUCGACAUCCUUUGCGCUUCACAUGCGGGAGUAGAUAGGAAGCGUUUGUCUAUUGUUGCAACAACAUUUCUUCCAACCACCAGACGUGAAAGGCCUUCGCUUGGACGAACUAACGAGGACGGUGAUUCUUGUUUUCCUCGCCGUGUGACCAUGCGAGGAAUUCGGCUCUUCGUAGAGGAAUGUUUGGCUCGCUGGAGUUAGCUCGAUGGCCAACAGUAACACCAUGCUAGUGGCUUCUGCCGUGGUGGUGUGGGAAUGGCUGAACGAACACGGUCGGUGGCGGCCCUACAGCUCCGUCGUCUCCCAUCAAAUCGAGGCGGCCAUUCGGAGUGGAGACGCCCGCGGGGGGAGCGUCAUCCUCGGCCAGGUGGAGAGUCGACUCUCGCCGUACAUCAUUGACCUCCAGUCUAUGCAUCAGUUCCGACAAGACACAGGAACUAUCCGUCCGGUGAGGAGGAGUUUUUAUGACCCGGCCUCAGCCCCAGGACAGGGCUGGCAGUGGGAGUGGGAAAAUGAUGCAGGUUCUUGGACGCCCUAUGAUGUAGAGGUGGCGAUCGCCAUCGAGAAUGCUCACAGCCGCCAGCAACCGUGCCUCGACCUGACACCUCUUGGCUUUUGCUACCUCAUUGAUUUGCAGAACAUGACGCAGGUCAAUAGACAGAGCCAGAGGUGUAGAAGGAUACAGCGGCGUGUUGACAUGGCCUACCCGCUAGUAUCUGGACCACUUCCAUUGCCAAAAGGAGGAGGACGCGUAGGCGGGCUAACAGGUGCCCUGCUAGGUGUUGGAGUAUCAGGGGUCAGCAUGGGAACUGUUGGCUCGGUUUACCCGAAUGGGGGCAUUAUGACAACUGGACUGGGUCAGCCUUGUUCUUGCCAGCAAUGCAUGCUCGUCUUCAGCGUCAAGACAAACACAGCUGGAGCAGGAAUACAAACUCUAGGUAGACGCUCACUCACCAUGCAGCGGCCCAAGAACUCAGCAUCCACCACCUUGAAACCCCUGAAUCCAUCUCAAUCAGCCACACUUGGGAGAGGACAGCACCAGAAGUCCAACUCCUAUCAGACCCUGCCAAAUGGCCUUGCCAUCACUAAAAACACUACGUCUCCAAGACGCAAUUCCCAGUUGUUUGCCCAGUCACUAGCUGCCCUCACAGCAGGGACCUCCGCUCUGGGUAUCUCCUCCUCAUCUUCCAAUAGGCCGCCGCCUCCGUCUCUCCCACCCCCUCAGCCGCCAUCUUCGAACAUGACUGUGAACCCUUCGACCAUUCCAGCCAAGCAUUCCUCAUCUUCAGCCAAUGAAUCAGUGCCAACUGCCACAUUAAUUACCCCAGCCAGCACUGUGACCACACCCCCGUCCCCUGUGCCAUCUCCAUCGCCAGUGGUGAUGAAGCCCCAACGGGCACCAUCCUCAGCUAAAGUGUGCCAUGCCCCGUUACCGCAGAGAUCAAGCUUAGCUGGGCUGAGUAGACCAGCGUUACAGAGGAUCGCCAUGGCCCAGUCAAGAGCACUAAUAGCAUCAGGUGUUCCCACCGUGCCCGUGAAGAACCUCAAUGGAUCGAGUCCUGUUCACCCUGCGUUGGCUGGCAUCACAGGCAUUCUGAUGAGUGCUGCUGCUCUGCCCGUGUGUCUUACCAGGCCUCCGAAACUGGUACUCCACCCUCCACCUGUCAGCAAGAGUGACAUCAAACCAGUGCCGGGCUUAGGCCACUGCUGCAGGAAGACCACCAAGAAGCAGGCUCGCAAGGGUAAAACUCCAGAGGAGGUGGUAAAGAAGUACCUGCAAAAAGUAAAGAGCCCACCAGAUGAGGAUUGUACCAUAUGUAUGGAACCUUUAGGGGGUCCAUCUGGAUACAAAGGUCCAGGUGUGGGACCUGUUUCCAGGGCUGAGUCUGUUGGGCGUCUAGCACAGUGUGGACACCAGUACCAUUUCCAGUGUCUGGUGGCCAUGUAUAAUAAUGGCAACAAGGACGGCAGCCUUCAGUGUCCCACUUGUAAAACCAUCUAUGGCGUAAAGACUGGUAGCCAACCAGCUGGGAAGAUGGAGUACCACAUCAUCCCUCACUCACUACCGGGCCACCCAGACUGUAAAACCAUACGCAUCAUCUAUAACAUCCCGCCAGGCAUUCAGGGACCAGAGCAUCCCAAUCCAGGGAAGCCCUUCACUGCCAGAGGCUUCCCAAGACACUGCUACCUCCCAGACAGUGAGAAGGGACGCAAGGUACUGAGGCUGCUCCUGGUAGCUUGGGACCGCAGGUUGAUCUUUUCAGUUGGGACUUCAAGCACGACAGGAGAGUCUGACACAGUCAUAUGGAACGAGGUUCACCACAAGACAGAGUUUGGCUCCAACCUGACAGGUCAUGGCUUCCCCGACCCUGGACACCUAGACAAUGUUCUGGACGAGCUCCGUGCUCAGGGCAUCACAGAAGAUGACGGCUUGACAGAAAAGUGAGGAAACAAGGAAGAAAAGAAAGGUGUGAGGGCAAGAUAGUAAUGAUAGAGAGUAGAGGGUAAAAAAGACCAUCUUCCAGAAUUGAAGGAAUGCUGGAGAACAUUUGGAGCAUUUUCUUUUAGAUUUUUUUGUCCCGCCCAAAUGAACCACUUUUUAAAAUAUUAUUUUAGUUGCUGGUGGUUUGCCUGCCAUUCCAAUACUGUAUAGUUUUUUAGAAGUGAAAUGCUCAUUGAAGGAAUGAGCAGCAGUCAGGAGGCAGCACUAAAAAAACAGCAUGAAGGAGGAGGAUACAUACCUUUUUGGCUACUCCGCAACCAGGUACUAACUCUACAUAUAACCAGAUGGUACUAAUCAUGACAACAAGUUUACGGUGUGAAAGUAGAAGAUUGUAAAUGUCUGAGCUGUAAAAAAAUUGGGAGAGGAAGGACCAAGAGAGCGAUUGUUGAG